CGCUUCUCCACUUAGGAAAAUGCUGAUGAGCAGCUGUGGAUUUCCAAAACUUUUUAACCCAACACUCUUGUCCUCUUGAAUAAACUGAAGAAGACAGAAAGGUGCGACAGCAGCUCCAAAACUUUCUAGCCAAGAUAUUAAGAUGAGCUCAGACCCGGUGGAGCAGUCAGAAGCUUCGGCUGACCAGACAGAGCGAAACGGAAUAGACUUUAACCGACAGAUUAAAACAGAGGACCUCAACGACUCUCCUCAAUCGGCCUCCUCAGUGAAGACAUGUCACCUCACGCAGAGCUCUCCAGUGCAUGGGGGUCAGCUGACAGGGGAGCUAACCUCCCUCCAUCCAAUGCAGCAGCUGGUUCUGAUGCCGCCCUCUCACCUGUCGACUCCCUCCCCCUUCCUCCUCUCCCAGAGUCCGUCCAGCCACCAAGCCCUCCUGCAGCCGAACCUGCUGUCUCUUCCUGGCCAGAGUCCACCGGGUCUUCUUCAGCAUCAGUCUGGGUUAGCUCUGACUCCACAGGCAAUGAGUCGGUCUGGUUUGGCUGGACCUUCUAUGGAAAACCACAUGGACAUGUCACACCUGCAAAUGCCCAAACACAUGUCUGUGGCACCACAGGAGGAACCAAAUGAUUUGGAGGAACUGGAGCAGUUUGCCAAAGCAUUUAAGCAAAGACGCAUCAAGCUGGGCUUCACUCAGGGAGAUGUGGGCCUGGCGAUGGGAAAACUCUACGGGAAUGAUUUCAGCCAGACAACAAUAUCUCGAUUUGAGGCCCUCAACCUCAGCUUCAAAAAUAUGUGCAAGCUCAAACCUUUGCUGGAGAAAUGGCUCAGUGAUGCAGAGAACUCACCUUCUGACUCGAUGAGCACUUCGACCACUCUGCCGCCUCUGAUGGACGGCUAUGGACGCAAACGGAAAAAGAGGACAAGCAUAGAAACAAACAUCAAGCUGACGUUGGAGAAACGUUUUCUUGACAAUCCCAAGCCUAACUCAGAGGAGAUAACUAUGAUCUCUGAACAGCUUUCCAUGGAGAAGGAGGUGGUUCGGGUUUGGUUCUGUAACCGUCGUCAGAAGGAGAAGAGGAUCUACUGCCCUGUAGCUACUUUACCAGUCAAAUCACACAGCUACAACUCCAGAAUGGCCUCAACUUCUAGGUCCUACAGCCCUUUGGCCUCAGGUGCAGUUUCAUCAAAUUCAUCCCCAAACAGUCGAGAACCGUCUCCCAACAGUCUAUCUGCAGUCUCAAUUGCUUUGGCCUCUCAGGUCAACCCAGCGUCCUACAGCGCACCGGGUUCCUGGUACCGCACUUGGAAUCCUGCCACUUAUCAUCACUGAGAAAACUGUAUCAUGUGAAACUUUUGAAGAUUGUUUAAGAAGAAUGAAGAUUGGUUAACACACUCUCCCUGUUUUGAGCAGGGUUACAACUAUAUGCUAUACCAACAAAACAGACACAUAACACAAACCAGGACCAUAAGCAGAGGACUUCAACACACAGAUUUCCUGCCAGUUCAUCAUUCAUGGAAGAUCCAAGAAGCCUGGAGCUAUUCGAUUAGUACUGAUGGGACUCUUUAUUCGAUUGAAAAAUGAAGGAUGAAGAAAAAUAAUCAUCAAAAGCACCAGUGGGAAGUCUCAGGUUUGAGUUCUCAUGCUCAAGACCCAAUUAAUUUAUUUAAAUUUUGAAGGAUUCAUGUGUAUAUUCACAAAAAUUGUGUCAAACUGCCUAUUUAGUCGGAUUGUAAAAACCUGGUACAUGCUGUUAACAAUGCUUACUCUGUGUGCUCAUAUUUAACCUAAAUGUUGUUUAUAUAGCUUCAAUUCACAAGGAAAUGAUAUUACAUAAUAGAUACUACAGUCCAAUUAGAGGGACUUGGGUUUCCCACUGCAUGUUUAUAAUUACUUUAAAAAAUGUAGUAUUAAAUAUUUAGUGUACAUGCACCCCCAGUAAUGUUUGGAUAAAUGUCCCUUACCCCGUUGCAAGGUUCUGGCCUAAUUCUAGUUUUAUAUUUGACCCUCUUAUUUUCAGAAUUAUAAGAGCCCAUUUAAACUGGUUCAUUUCCUGGCACAGAGAACACUUUGAAGCAUAUUCCAUACAUUUUCAAGGUUUGGAGUCAUUGUCCUUCCAGUAGUUUAGAAUAGAUCCGUAAUUAUCCCACAGUAGGAAAAUUCAGGUGUGCCAGCAGCAAAGUGAAAUGCAAAUCGAAGCAUGAUGAUUCACACAAACGUAAAAAUCUAAAAAAAACUAAAAAAUAAGAAUAAGAGACUGUAGAGUAAAGGCAAAUUUGGAGCAUAAGAAAAAUGAUUUAGUUAUAAAAAGAGCACUCUCAGAUUACAAGAAAUGUACAACCAAGUAGUUUAGUUUUAAAAAUGUACAAAACGUGCAUAAUAAACAACAAUAGACUAUUUACAAGAAAUGGACAAACUGUGCAGAUAACAGCAGGGAUCUUAAUACUAGUUUGUUGGGAGCAGUGAUGGUUAUUAAGUCUAAGAGCUGCAGGGAGGGAGGAUCUGUGAUAACGUUAUUUUGUGCACCUAGGAUGCAGCUGUCUAUCACUGAAGGAGCUCUCCAAUUCUGCAACAGCGUGGAGUCGAAGACAUUGUCCAACAGUGAUGUUAUUUUUGCUUGAGUCCUUCUGUCUCCCAUUAUCUGCAAUGGGUUGAGGGUGCAUCCUAGGACAGAGCUGGUCUUCUUAAUGAGUUCAUCUAGCCACUUCCAUACAGCUGUCUAGAUAAGCUGCUGGUCCAACAAACUACACCAUAGAAGAUGGCUAAUUCCACCACAGAGUCAAAAACUCUUCAGGAACACCCCCCUAUGCUCCAAAAGAUCUCAGCCUGAUUACCAGGCGGAGUCUCCUCUGACUCUUCCUUUAAAGAGUGUCAGUGUUGUGACUCAAGUUAAUGUUAGCCUGCAUUGUCCAGUCCAAAACCAGUUCUGAUGUGCAAGUUUUAGCUGUCUGACCCAAAUCAUUAACUCAGAAAAAAAUUAAUUGGUUAGAACAUUAAAGAACAACCCAAAACCUGUAAAGAUCAAGGCUGCCAAGAACUGGAAACUGCUGGAACUCCAGUAUCACUAACCUCUGACCAAGAAAAUAAAAUCCUGCUCCAAAAUCAACAUAUGAAAUGUAAACCACCCACAAAGAUGUUAUGGUCCAUCACGAAAAAAGACUAAGCCAAUUAACCACAGUGACGACAAGCAUGUUUAAAGUUCAGGUGAGGCUUUAAAACCUAAGAACACCGUAUCAGGUGUGAACAUGGUGGUGGCAGUACCAUGCUGUGGGGCUGCAUUACCUCCAAAUCUUUCAACUCCACCUCAAAUCAACAGCAAAGUAGCUGGUAAUGGGACACAGUUGGGUGUUCCAAGGGAACAAUGACCCCAGAAACAGGUUUUGGACUGGAUGAAGGAUUUAAAUAAGCCAUCAAUAAAAAGAGUGGUCAAAUAUCCAGACAGAAUAAUACCAGAAACUUAUUAGUUGGGGUUUAUAUAUAUGAGAUUGUAUGUAUACUCUAACUUUGAUCUUGUAUGGAUUACAGAAAAUGUACAGUAAGCUCCUUGUGCACCCACUUAUUGUAAUCGUUUGUUGACAAAAAAAAUCUUCUAAAUCAGCCAAAAAAAGCUGAAAAUUAUAACUGUAUAACCGUAAUAUUUGGCAGAUAACAUCAACUAGCCCUGACAUAAGGGUGCAAUCAUAUUUUUACAAGUAAGAGCAACGUGUUUCACAGAGUUAAGCUAAUUAAAAGUUACUACCACUGUUCCAGAUAUCUAUUUUUUGGGGUAGAAACGAUUCAAAGUUCUUCACAAACCUUCCAUUUCGACUGUCCCACUGUACAGCAUCCUGAAGCAAUCCUUUAUUUUUCAGAAAAUGUAAUAUAAUGUCUCCUGUAUGUUUUACUCACUGCUUUAACGGUUGAACUUUAAGUGUUUUUACUUUUGACAAACCUAGAAGCCAUGCAGGUAAAAUGGAAACCGGCAAAGUUCAUGUAGUUCUUUUCUCAAAUAGGACUAAUAUAUUUUGGGUCUAUUUGGUAUUAGUUAGUAAUGGUUUCUGUAUAACAAUUGAUCUUUUGGCUUGUAGAAAAAUACCCUCCCAUUUUUAAACUGGACGAGAACUUAUGAGCAAGUGCUGCCCUCUGCUGGACGAAAAUGAGGCUUCUGGCUACUUUAUUUUCCACCGUAUAUUAUUUUUCUGGGUAAUUCCCAAAAAAACCUCCAGUCAGAUUUCAUCUGAAGGUCUGACAUUUUUUUUACUCUGUUUGAUGACUCUUGAUUUUAAUUUGUUUUUCAUUGUUAAUUGUAUGUUUUAUUUAACUGUAUGGAAAUGUUUCUGUGGUUUGGAAAUCUUGAAAACCAACCCGUUUAUGUUCUGUAUCGUUACAGUAGGUUCUUUCUGACGAGGCUACAAAUAAAGAGGUGUUUUCACUCAAAUGUA
This is a messenger RNA of Girardinichthys multiradiatus, 4419 nucleotides long. It is a transcript of the gene pou2f3, whose product is annotated as POU class 2 homeobox 3. Gene Ontology annotation, biological process: regulation of transcription by RNA polymerase II. Gene Ontology annotation, molecular function: RNA polymerase II cis-regulatory region sequence-specific DNA binding; DNA-binding transcription factor activity, RNA polymerase II-specific. Lineage: Eukaryota; Metazoa; Chordata; Actinopteri; Cyprinodontiformes; Goodeidae. The record is from RefSeq and is a predicted model, not a curated record. The transcript is spliced from 13 exons. Gene Ontology annotation, cellular component: nucleus. Bases 143 to 1330 code for a protein of 395 amino acids.